AUGAAAUUUAAACCUUGUUAUAUGAUUGAAGACAUUCAAAAGAUCACUUGUAGAGAGUAACAUAAUGAUAAACAAAGUCUGUUUGUAAUGCUUGAUAGUCGGUUAAAGAAUGAAUAAAGGCUUUAAUGUGAUAAGUGUUUACUAACAAAGAGAGGUGAAUUUAAUGCUAUAACGGUUGAAGAUGCUAAAUCAAGAAUUGAAAAAUACUUAAACAGGCAUUUAUCUGAAUUGGAAAAGUUAAUAUUUGAUAAAAUCACACAUCUUGAUGAAAUUUCAAAAACUUUAAACAAUAUACAAAUAUAAUUAGAAAAAUAACUAUAAGAUGUUCAAGAUAGAAUAAAUAUAUGGAAGAAGCAACUUGAACUAUUUCUCAAUGAGAAUUGUUAAUUUAGCCUAAUAAAAGAACUUGUAAAUUUAGAUAAGGAAGAAAAUUAAUGGGUAUUAGAAAAACUAUCUCAUUCUCUAAAUUAAAUAAAUGUGAUCGAUCAUUAGCAUAGUAUCAUUCUAAAAUUCAGGGUUGAUGAAAUUCAAAGGCAAGUAUAGAAAAUCCUAUCUGCAGAGGAAUAACUCUAUCAAAAUAUUUAAAAAGAAAAUCAGAAUUAAUUUUUUUAAAAACCAAAAGAAUAAAAGAUGCAUCAGAAGGUGUUGAAUUCUUUAGUAAAAGAGAUUAAAUAAAAUGAACUAUGUUACGCAAUAGGAUUCAAUAAGAAUGAUUCUAUAAUGGCCGCUGGAUUUAAUCAUUGCAUAAAGAUAUGGAAGAUAACUAAUGGAUAAUUUAUUGAUCAACAGAUUAUUUUACAAGGGAAAUCAGAAGUAGAUUUUGCAGUUUGCCUUAUCUUUAGUAAAAGAAUCAAUUUAUUUAUAUAUGGAAGUUACGAUCAUAAUAUUGGGAUAUGGAAUGAAAUUUCAGAUAAUUUAUGGAAUUAGUACAAUUCUACAAAUAUUAUGUCUCACUAAGGAUUAAUUACUUGCAUCUGUUUGAAUUAAAAUGAAGAUUAUAUAAUAUCAGGCAGUGAGGAUAAAUCUAUAAUAAUUUGGAAAAUAAAUGGUACCUCUAUUAUAUUCGAUGAGUAGCUCAAAAAGCAUACAAAUACUAUUGUCAGUAUUAAUUAUAACUAAACAGAAACAGAAAUUGCCUCAAUAAGUAAAGAUUAAUUUAUAAUAAUAUGGGAAAAAAUAAAAUAAAAAUGGGGUUUAAAAUAAGUAAUUGAAUAUUCUAAUGCGAAUUUUGGACAAAUUAUUACUUUCUUGUCUGAUGAUAAAUUAAUAUUAUAUUAACAUUUUUAGAGAAUUAUCUAUACUCGCGAUAAGGUUGAUAAGCCUUUCUCGUAUUCAUAAAAACAAAGCCUAGAUUUAUCUAAAAGUGUAAAAUAAGACAAGUAAUUCCUAUUUCCAACUAUUUAUGAAAUUAAAAAUAAUCUUAUCGUUUAGAAAUAUAAUGGAAAUGUGUACUUCCUUAUCGUUAAUUAGGAUUUCUAAUUGAUAAAUUUCUCAAAGUAAAAAAUAGUUUAAAAUAAUACUUUUUAUGGCAAAAUGACAAAUAAUGGUAAAUAUCUAGCUAUUUGGAACUAAGGAGGGUUUAAAAUUUAUUCUUUAACAUAUGAUUGA
Messenger RNA from Paramecium tetraurelia, 1608 nucleotides. RefSeq lists its product as uncharacterized. The record is from RefSeq and is a predicted model, not a curated record. Gene Ontology annotation, cellular component: cytosolic [4Fe-4S] assembly targeting complex. Gene Ontology annotation, molecular function: protein binding. Gene Ontology annotation, biological process: iron-sulfur cluster assembly. The transcript has a single exon. Lineage: Eukaryota; Ciliophora; Oligohymenophorea; Peniculida; Parameciidae.